GGAGGAGUGACUCGAGGCCGUUACUUCAAGUAGGGUUUAUGCAGCUUGCAAUGGGAGCAGAGAAGCGCGGGGCGCUCAUUGUCCUGGAGGGUCUGGACAGGAGCGGGAAGAGCUCUCAGUGCCACAGGCUGGUUGAGUUUUUGAAGGGCACUGGGCUGAAGGUGGAGGCUUGGCGGUUUCCAGACAGGACAACUGCCAUCGGUAGCUCGAUUUCGGCUUACUUGGGAGGGGGAGCUGAGCUUGACGAUCGUGCUGUGCACCUUCUGUUUUCAGCAAACCGCUGGGAGAAGAGGCUGCAGAUGGAAAAGAAAUUGAUGGCUGGGACAACGCUGGUAGUAGAUCGAUAUUCGUACUCAGGAGUGGCUUUCUCUGCUGCGAAGGGACUGGAUCUUGAGUGGUGCAAGGCUCCCGAGGUCGGACUUCCUGCUGCAGAUCUGGUCUUGUACCUAGAUAUUUCGCCAGAGGAAGCUGCUGUGCGCGGUGGAUAUGGAGAUGAGCGCUAUGAGCAGCUGGAUUUUCAGAAAAAAGUUGCCUUACAGUACAAAGGUCUGCAGGGUAAAAGAUGGAAGAUUGUGGACGCAAGGCAAUCGUUUGAUCAAGUUCACGAGCUGAUGAGAGAAACGUGUGUGAAAACUGUCAGCAAUUGCCUCAAUGGGUGCCACCAUCUUUCUCGGCUGUGGACAGACGAAAGGGUAAUCUUGUAGAGUGGGACCUGAGUUUUAGGGCUAAACAAAAGGAAGUUUUAUGUAGCGCUAAUUAAGAAUGAUAGAACAAUCUAUUGUUGGAAUUUAGGGUUA
This is a messenger RNA of Selaginella moellendorffii, 797 nucleotides long. Its product is annotated as thymidylate kinase. The coding region runs from base 39 to 704 and encodes 221 amino acids. Gene Ontology annotation, cellular component: mitochondrion; cytosol; nucleus. The record is from RefSeq and is a predicted model, not a curated record. Gene Ontology annotation, biological process: dUDP biosynthetic process; dTTP biosynthetic process; dTDP biosynthetic process. NCBI's taxonomy places the organism in Eukaryota, Viridiplantae, Streptophyta, Lycopodiopsida, Selaginellales, Selaginellaceae. Gene Ontology annotation, molecular function: ATP binding; dTMP kinase activity. The transcript has 6 exons.